Molecule: messenger RNA, 8538 nt
Organism: Oreochromis niloticus (Nile tilapia)
Lineage: Eukaryota; Metazoa; Chordata; Actinopteri; Cichliformes; Cichlidae
Product: xenotropic and polytropic retrovirus receptor 1 homolog
Exons: 16
Coding region: 394-2463 (689 amino acids)
Biological process (GO): cellular response to phosphate starvation; phosphate ion transport
Cellular component (GO): Golgi apparatus; plasma membrane; cytoplasm
Molecular function (GO): inositol hexakisphosphate binding; phosphate transmembrane transporter activity
Source: RefSeq, a predicted model, not a curated record
UAUUUCCCACUGCACGCGAACGCAGCGGGAGACAGGAGGUGGAGAGAGGUAGAGGAUGAACGACAGCGAGAGAGCAGGAGAGGAAAAAAACAUAGGAAGACCCAGCUAACGCCAACACUGUUGGCCUGUCCUCCAGAAACAGAGAGAUAAAAACAGAAUUACAGUUUUUAUUUUUAGCAAAGAUGCAGCUCCGCGAACACUUCGUCGAGUGUGUUUGAGACUGCAGAAAUGCUGUGCCGGUAGUUUGCUAGGUUACCCGUAAAGACAAAAAGGGCAUCUCUCUGCUUCAGCAUAAUCCUUGGAUGAGAGUCGCCGUAUAAGCAGCGAAAGCCUCCCGCUGCCGCCUCCUGGUUACAGUAACGGUAGGAGAGGAAGACUGACUACGCGGCCGACAUGAAAUUCACAGAGCAUCUGUCAGCUCACAUCACCCCGGAGUGGAGGAAGCAGUACAUCCAGUAUGAGGCUUUCAAAGAGAUGCUGUAUGCUGCUCAGGACCAGGCCCCGUCUAUUGAAGUCACAGAUGAAGAUACUGUCAAGCGGUACUAUGCCAAAUUUGAGGAGAAGUUCUUCCAGAUGUGUGAGAAGGAGUUGGCCAAAAUCAACACCUUCUAUUCUGAGAAGCUGGCAGAGGCUCAGCGGCGAUUCGCCACGCUGCAGAACGAGCUGCAGUCCUCGCUGGAUGCACAGAGGGAGAGCUCAGCCAGUGGGCGGGGCCUGAGGAGGAGGAAGACGGUGUUUGCCUUGUCACAGCAGGAACGAUGCAAACACAGAAACAUAAAGGACCUGCAGCUGGCCUUCUCAGAGUUCUACCUCAGCCUUAUACUGCUGCAGAACUAUCAGAACCUGAACUUCACGGGUUUCAGGAAGAUCCUGAAGAAGCACGAUAAGAUCUUGGAGACAUCAAGGGGAGCCGACUGGCGGGUGGCCCACGUUGAAGUAGCUCCGUUUUACACAUGCAAAAAGAUCACACAGCUCAUCUCUGAGACUGAGGCGCUGGUCACCACAGAGCUGGAGGGUGGAGACAGGCAGAAGGCCAUGAAGAGGCUGAGGGUCCCUCCACUUGGAGCUGCACAGCCUGCUCCCGCCUGGACCACCUUCAGAGUUGGCCUUUACUGUGGAGUCUUCCUCGUCUUAUUGGUCGUUGUGGUCAUUACAGUAGCUGUGGGGACGGAUCGUUCUGAUGUUUGGCCUAUGGUUCGAAUCUACAGAGGAGGCUUCCUGUUAAUAGAAUUCCUCUUCCUGUUAGGCAUCAACACCUACGGCUGGAGGCAAGCAGGCGUCAAUCAUGUGCUCAUAUUUGAACUGAACCCCAGAAACAACCUGUCCCAUCAACAUCUGUUUGAGAUUGCAGGUCUGCUGGGGGUGCUGUGGUGCGUAAGCCUGCUGUCCUGUCUCUUCAGCGACAAGAUCCUGGUGCCGAUGCAGGCCAAUCCUCUGGCUCUCUAUGGGCUCUUCUUCCUUUUCCUCAUUAACCCCUUCAAGACCUGCUACUACAAGUCACGCUUCUGGCUGCUCAAACUUCUGUUUCGAGUGGUGACGGCUCCGUUUCACCGUGUUGGCUUUGCAGACUUUUGGCUGGCUGACCAGCUCAACUCUCUGGUGGUGGUCCUGAUGGACCUGGAGUACAUGAUCUGUUUCUACAGUUUUGAGCUGGACUGGACCAAACACAAUGGGCUCAUCAGCAAAGGUAAAGAUGUGUGCAACUCGUACUCGUAUGGCGUUCGAGCGGUGAUCAAGUGUCUUCCUGCGUGGUUCCGAUUCGUCCAGUGUCUGCGCCGUUACCGUGACACCAAGCGGGCCUUCCCUCAUCUGGUUAAUGCUGGCAAAUAUUCCACCACCUUCUUUGCUGUUACCUUCUCUGCCCUCUACAGCACACACAAAGACACAGGCUCUGAGGCCCAGAUCUUCUUCUAUUUGUAUAUUGGCUGUUUGGCGGUGAGCUCGUGUUACACUCUGGUUUGGGAUCUAAAGAUGGACUGGGGGCUGUUUGACCGCAACGCGGGAGAGAACACCUUUCUGAGAGAGGAGAUAGUCUAUCCACACAAGGCCUAUUACUACAGUGCCAUAGUAGAAGACGUGCUGUUGCGUUUUGGAUGGAUCUUGACAGUCACCGUCACCACACUCGUCACGUUUGACGGCAUCUCUGACAUCUUUGCUACAGUGCUGGCUCCACUGGAGGUCUUUAGGCGCUUUGUGUGGAACUUCUUCCGCUUGGAGAACGAACAUCUGAACAACUGUGGUGAAUUCAGAGCUGUCAGAGACAUCAGUGUGGCUCCGCUCAACGCUGACGACCAGACCCUCCUGGAGCAGAUGAUGGACCAGGAGGAUGGAGUGAGGAACCGACAGGGCAAGAAGAGCUGGAAGAGGAGCUACAGUAUGAGUCUGCGCAGGCCACGUCUGGCCUCGCAGUCCAAGACUCGUGACACCAAGGUUCUGAUAGAGGACACGGAUGAUGACUCCUGACAUCAGGCCACGCCCCUCGCCUGGGUCCAGAAUUUAUUCAAAGGAGGAAACUCCACCUCCUAACUGAGGAUUUACCCAGAGAGUGGGCGUUGAGCUCGCAACCAGGAAUGAGUUUGAAGCUCGUACCUACGUCAUCUUGUUUUUCUCUGCUUGGGUUCAGGACUGCUUGGACGGAGGAACUCUGACCUCUUAAACAAACAAGCCAGCUAUGUGUCCAACCUGCUGUCAACAAUACCCGAUGGUGGGCUUAUCACUUAAACUCUACUUUACCCAGGCAGCCUCCCAGAGGUGGAUUCUUAAACUACACCCACUCCUCCACCGCUGCUUGGGCUCUUCUCAAAGCCUCAGCAUAGCAUGAAUGAAACACCAGUGACAUUUUCCAGUUUCCAGUGCCGUCUCAGUGCCACACCACUCCCAUACAGGGAGAGGCCAACAAUUUAAGCCUGUUGCUGUCCUUUAGCCAUCAGCAUCCCCCGCUCCCAGCAUCCAGGAAACGACUGGGCAGAGGCCUGUAGUAAAUUAUGUAGUAUUGGUAGCUGAAGAAAUUAGAAAUCUCCCUGUACUUUGUACCUCGGAAGGAAAACAAAACCGAUUUCCACAACGGGGGUUAAAAUGAAUCCUCCUCCUCCACAGCAGACGAUGCUGACGAACAUCUGGUAACUGUGGUUUCCCUGUGCUGUUCAGCUUGAUCACUCAGUCAUCACAGAGCUGCCUACCUGCACCUUACAUGUUUUAGAAACAUGCACUUUGUAGGAGCGGUGAGUUGGAAAGCCUAUCAUGUGUUGACACACGGACAGUGAUUUUAGUGUGUUUCAUCGUUGUUGGACGUGCAACGCUCAGCCAUUAUUCACUAUAAGGAGACAGAAACGUGGCUUUUUCUUUGUACCUGUUGUUGUAAAUGUACCACGGACCAAAGUUCAGUGUGUGUGGAAAUAUUUAGUGAGUACCACGCAGAAAACACACUGUAUAGUGCUGCCGGGAUGACUGUUUGGCUGUGGAGCUAAGAAGGAAUUUUCCUUUUGCUUUUGCAAGACAAUGAACGACCAUCAUCCUGUUGUAAUUCCCACUCACCCCGCCCUCAGCUGGGAAAUGGUCCUGUUUGAAUGUACAUCACAUUAUUUGUAUACGUGUAAGUGGGAGAUCUGCCACCUCAUUGGGUUUGAAGAAGAACAAACUUUUAUGUUUUCCCCUGAAAUCGUGAUUUGAAAACCUGAAGACUGAGUGGAAACCGUUGGUUUGUACGACAUGUUGUGUUUAGGCUGGUCCAUUGAAAUAUGAGGGUGGAGAUGAAGGGAGAGGUCACCUGUCUGUCAUUAAUGUCUGUCUAUCAGCAGGUGGUGUACUGAAAUGCGAUUGGCUACGUGUAUGCUAACUUGGGUGUGACUGGGUUGAAGCUUGACAGCAAGAAAUAACGCGCUGAAACAAAGUCGGUGUGUGCGUAUGUUCAGUGCAAAGCUGUGAGUCUUAAGAAGAAACAGUCUUAGUUGUUGCCUUAUUGACCUUCCUGCAGCAGUAGAGUGAUUCCUGCAUUCAGGCUCGGUUUGUGCACCAUCAUCAACAGGUCACACACAUCAGUCUGUUUUCACUCAUUUCUGACUGAUGUGCUUGUGUUGUUUCUUAGGUAGUGUGACAACACUGGAGGAAAGGGUUUCCUAAACGUUGCUCGAUGAUCGGUUUCUCUUCACGUUCCAAAAAGUCAUCAGCUUAUUUUUGCUUUGUGCUUGGAUGAGCUCGUGUCUGACGACAGCUUCUACAAAGUGUUGGAUUCUUAUUGUUGCUGUUUGUGUUUUAACGAGGCGGCUGUUAAUUUUAUGCAUUAUAAUUAGUUUUAAUGUUGUGUUGAUGCAUUUGGAAGUCCUGGUGUGUGAUGGCCUAAGUCUUGUGUGCACUUUUUUAUUUCCCCUUUUUUCCUUUUUCUCUGUGGAGCCUCAUUGUGUAAUAGUUCUGCUGUAUUUGCCUCAGUACGGCGUUAGACUGAGGCUCUUUGUCCACCAUUUUAAACAUGAUUCUACUUCCAGUCACCAGAUUAAAAAACAGGGCAUGUUCCCUGAUUGGUCGGUGAGUGCUUCCUGGAAGUUGUCAUGUUGCUCCGUGACUUCCUGGUGAUUGCUGUGGUUGCUAGCACAUUGCCAGGGUUGCUGGUAGUUUGCGUGGAAUAUGCUGACUUAGCAGUUCUCUAAUUACCACCGAGCUGUGGGAAGUGUGUCCCAUCUGGAAUUGGAGAAUUUUUUCCUUCAAAGUAAAAGCUGUGCCUCAACACAUUUGAAAAGGUGCAGCUGUUACUCUGAAGGUGAACGUUGUGUUUCCAGUUGCAGUUUUCACAUUAUCAGUUCUGCAGGGGGCGUGGUCAACAGGUGUGUGCAGACACGUCAGCAUCUUCCAUGCAAACUGCAGACCAAACAAGCACUACACACCUGUGACCAGUUUCACCAACCAGUCAGAAUAUACAGCUGGUGGUGACCUGUUGAUUGUUGCUCAUCUGACCCGACCGUGUCAUAAGGCUGACAGGCUGUCACCACAUGGUCACUUUUUCCUUUUCAGCAGCUUUUUAUGAAACGAAACAGUAAAAAUGAUCUGCAGAGACGAUCAGUAUCUUAGAGGAAAUGACGAUCACCAGCAUUACUGAGUGUUAGCUGUUAGCUUGUGACUGGAGGUUAACUAGCUCUGCUGGUGUAAUGGCUGCUUCAGCCACACUGACUGAUUUACCAUUUUUACAAGGCCUCCAUGUAGCUGGCUGACAGUGUACGAUGACAGUCCAGGGAUAUGAUGACUUCUGUUUCCAUCAGGAAUUUGGCAGUAAAGUAAAACAACGUGGAGUAGUUGGAUGCGUGUGUGUAUAUAUAACAGUGUUCAAUGUUAACAAGCUUUGAGGCCAAACCUGAAUACCUGGUCUAUAAAUGUGGAGUCAAAAUGACCUGACGGUGCGUUUCCCUACAUCCUGCGUCUCCUUUUUUGUUUCACCGAGCGCUCCGGGAGCUUUUCUGCUCAUUCCUCACUCACACAUUCAUGCACUCUAACAUUCCCACAGUGACCAUUUGAAAACCUAGUUUCCUGAUACGUUCCCAAGCAUUUGACUGUCUGUAGCUCACAGUUGUGAGUUCACUCGAGCUCAGGGUUCAUCUCCGUCACAGACACACUGAGCGUGGCAGGGUCAUCCUCGGGUGACCUUUUCAUCAAAGAGCAGCACAUGUUCGUCCGACACAGUCGCUCCACCCAAAGACGAGUCAAUCCUGUGUUUGUACUAUUAUUUUGUAACUCCUCAGGUUUCACAUUGACACACAAAUUAGAAUACUGUAAUUCCAUCCAUGCAUUGUGAACAGUGUGUUUCACAUUGGCAGGAGAGUGGGAGACGCAAUGUGAUGAAGAUUUUGUACUCAGGAUAUUGUGAGCACACUUGCACCUUAACAUGCUAAUUCACGAGCAGCUGCGAAGCCUCCCGACUGCCCGCAGCCCCCCAUCACCCUGUGUGCCCUUUCAGUCUGUUUGUUUCCUGCGUGCAUGUACUGCGAAGGAGUGUGCAUCCAAAUCCAGGCAAUGGACCAAAUAACAUGGUAUGAUACAGAAAGUCUAUGCUGGGCUUCUUUUCAUGUGUUUACAUUGAAUGCAUCAGUUAUCUCAUGAUUUCAGCUGCAGGCAGGCUGACUUGGCUGUGAUAGAUUUGGCUGUAGCUUUAUUUUACACUCCGUUUUUGUAGGCCUGUGAGACUUUAAGUAGAAAAUGUUUGAUGUUAUGACAGACAGGUGACGUCCUCCACCCUUAUGAAGCUGCCCAGCAGUAGACUGUAGGCCUGGGUAUCAGACUUCACUAUGAUGGUGGGAUUGUCAGAAACGUGCCACCAAAAGCCAAAAUCGAAUGUUUGAUCUAGUUUGUGAUUUUUCCCUUUUUUUGUUCAUAUAUUUUAUUCCAUGUUGAAAUUUAAAUGUUAAUUUUGGUCAAAAUGUUUUGGAUGACAUUUAACAUUUGAUUUCAGGGUUCAAAUAAAACGUUGUACAGAGACCUGUGUUAAUAUUUCAAUACCUCACCAAGUGGGAGAUUGAGUCGAUAGCCUAGAAGGGUGGAAUCUGCUGUGUUUGAGAAUGUCUGAACCCUCAGUGAUUUCCCAACAUUUUACACUGUACAGCUGACUCUGAACAACAUGUCAGUAAAAGGAGAUCAAAGUUCAAAGACUUUAGAUUCUGUUGGUUUUCUCCUGGGGAGGAAAAUUAGGUUGUGUAUACACAAUAUUAGCUGGUCACUCUGUCAGGUAUUUUCCAUCAUCUUGGCCAAGAGCUAUGUUGUGUUAGGUGUGCUCCUUGACCAUAUACUGUAUAUAACGGAAGCAUGUAACCUCUACAGUUAGUGAAGCAUCACUUCCCCAUUCACCCAUUUUCUUAUCCUCUUGUCCCACCUGGGGGAGGUCCAUAACUGGGCUAAAGGUCAUUAGCUUAGCUUAGCAGCCAGAUGUCACAUGGACUGAGGGAUGAUGCACACUCAGACAGUAGUGACUUAUAAGUCACACAGUAAGACAUGCCUGGAUUUAUCUUCCUCCUGGAUUCUAAUGGAGAGCGUGAUGAAAAACAUGAAUCUCGUUUUGUAUUCGUCAGUGUGUGAACCUAGCCACUGGGACCAUGAACUCAUCAGGAAAAUGUUUACUGUGGUCACAGAUCGAGUCAACUGGGAGCCCUUUAAAGAUGGAUGUAGCUACAGUGAUGUCACCCUUUGCAGCCAAGAGGUUUUCACUUUUCCUUGGCCAUCUUGGUUUGCAAAAACCCUGAGGGGGGGUGGGGGGUUCUGAUUGCAAGACCCUUAGUCAUUAGCCCAUGAUAACACACUUUGAAAUAUAGUAUGGCCUAGAUUUGCAAACUAAACUUUUUUUUAUUUUUUAUUACAUUUGACCCAAAAGGAGUGACUGAGAUCAUAUACUGGGUAUGAAGGUGUGUGCAGAGGUGAAGACAGCCACUUUCCCAGAGUUCUGUAGGUCUGGAAGGCUUUUUGCAACCACAGCUAUCGCCAUCUGGUGGCCUAAAAUAGAAUGCAAGUUUUUAAGCACUUAUGCUUUAGCUUAAUUUUUCUGACACAGAUGCCAUGGUUUCAGGUUUUAUCUGUCUAUGACAACCAGAGUAAUCCCCCCUGUGCUGCCAGUGAAGGAUCGAGGUUUCUGUGUUUCAGGUCACACUAGAUUCCUCUUCAUAUAACUGUAUGUCAUCUGGGCCCAGCAUUAGACCAGCACACAGAGGAUUCUGUCAAGAGCAACACUUUCAACAGAAAUGAUUGUGAUUGGAUGCAAAGUUGUAAUAGUCCUUGAAUUUAAAAGAAACGCAUGAAGAUUUCUGUAGAGGAAGCAGCACAGCUCGUCACUCCCAGGUGUCUUUUUAGCUGCAGUAACAGGUAAACAGGGUUUUUAUGAAUGAACUUUUGCAAACUCAUUUUCCUGCUGCAACUCUGAGUUUUCUCUGAGGCAUUUAUUCUUCAAGCAGAGGGAUCUUAUUUUUCUCAAAACCUUUCAAGAGUUUGGUAGCACUCCUGUGAGGACGUGUGUUCUCCAGUCUGUGUGGAACACUUACUGGCCGGUUCUGUUAGAUCCAUUAUCAUCCUCCAAGAAUCUUCACACCACAGCAUGCAACAUUGCACAGGACAAAGCUCGAGGGACAUGAUUUGUUUUACACAUUUGACUGUAUUUUUACACCAAAAACGUGCAUUUUUGGUGUGAUUGGUUAAAAUAUUGAGAGAUCUGAGACAAUAAACUUCUCUUGUGGCACAUGAAGAAGGUUGGCUCGAACUAUCUUGGAGACCAUAUGGAUGAAAUAAGAUUUACACAGGAAUACAGCCCUAAUUGGGCUCAUCCUCAACUACCAAAACAAGUGUGGGGUUUUUUUUUUUUUUUUUAAACUGUAAACACUUUUAAUUUGCAUUGUGACCGAAAACCAUUUGGUUUUACAUUAUAUAUGGAUGAACAUACUCAUUAGAAGCAUUGUAUAAUCAAAGACUGGUCUGUGAGUGUUGUCUUGUAUGUACAAUAGUAGCGUAAUGCUACAGGGGCACCUGGUUCACCAACUCCUGUUACAAGUUUUUCAGUAAAAUGAGCUAAAGCUGUAA